CAAAAGCUCCUCCCUGAGCCUGAAACAGCGACUGUGGACUUUUAUAUCUUUACGAGAGAAACAUUCAAGCACUCCUUUCUCUCUUCCUCUUCCUCUUCCUCCUCUUGAACACACCCUGUCACUGUGUGAGCGGAGGAUUCAGAGACAAAGCAGCAGGGAAGAAAACUUCAGACAUUAUAAAAGAUGCCACUGGGAGGAGGAAAAAAGUGCGGCCGCUGUCAGAAGGCGGUUUACUUCGCAGAGGAAGUUCUCUGCGGAGGACGGAGCUUCCACCAAAACUGCUUCCUGUGCAAGGAAUGUAACAAGUCCAUGGACAGCACCAACGUCAGCGUUCACAUGGACGAGAUCUACUGCAGGUCGUGCUACGGCAAGAGGUUUGGGCCAAAAGGCUACGGCUACGGUCAGGGAGCAGGAGUCCUCAACAUGGACACGGGGGAGUCUCAGAGUACGACACGAGACGAACCAGCUCCUCAUCAACCAACCAACAACCCAAACCCGUCCAGGCUGGCUCAGAAGUUCGGAGGCUCAGAGAAGUGCCCUCGCUGCGGCAAGUCCGUCUACGCUGCUGAGAAAGUGAUCGGGGCUGGAAGUUCGUGGCAUAAGAUCAAAUGUUUCACCUGUGCUACCUGUGGGAAGGGCCUCGAGUCGACCACACUGUCCGACAGGGACGGAGAGAUCUACUGCAAAGGAUGUUACGGCAAAAACUUUGGACCGAAGGGUUUUGGUUAUGGUCUGGGGGCCGGCGCUCUCACACACAGCCAAUAAAAAAAGAGCGGGGGGGAGGAGCCUGGGUGGUUCCCAAUGACCUGCUGCACUACUGCUGUCCUCCUGCAGAGGGCAGUCUGCUCGCAGUAAACAAGUGUAACACAGAGAGAGGAGAGGCUUAAAAGUGUUCAAACGCAAUCCUUAGACCACAUUUCAUCCAUAUUUACAGCUUUAAACGUCAAUAUUUAUGUAAACGAUUCAGUUUUUGUUUCUGAGCAGGGAUUAAUAUACAAAUAUCAACUAUUUUCAUCAUCCCUUCAUCAGUUUUUCAGAUUUUUUAUUUUUUUGGGACCAAACGAGUAAAUUUAAUUAAGAAAAAAGUCUGAUCUGAUUGUGUAAAUAAACAUGUGUUUAAAUUCAUUUAAAAUGACCGUUAUUAUUGUCACUGAAUUAUCACCAGGCUGCAGAAUUUGCUCUGAAUGCAACUUCCUUGUUAAAUAAAUGAUUUUUCGUGAUCGUGAUUCGUGAUUUCUUCUUCACUAAUAAAAUCUCAGUAGUAAAGCUUCA
This is a messenger RNA of Solea senegalensis (Senegalese sole), 1272 nucleotides long. Its product is annotated as cysteine and glycine-rich protein 1-like. The transcript is spliced from 6 exons. Gene Ontology annotation, biological process: muscle tissue development; sarcomere organization. Bases 184 to 765 code for a protein of 193 amino acids. The record is from RefSeq and is a predicted model, not a curated record. NCBI's taxonomy places the organism in Eukaryota, Metazoa, Chordata, Actinopteri, Pleuronectiformes, Soleidae. Gene Ontology annotation, molecular function: actinin binding; structural constituent of muscle. Gene Ontology annotation, cellular component: Z disc; cytoplasm; nucleus.